AUGUCCCAAUCAUUACGGCCCUACCUCAAGUGCGUGCGGUCGUCGCUGACCGCAGCAAUCACACUCUCCAACUUUGCCUCGCAGACGGCCGAACGCCAUAACGUGCCCGAGGUGGAGUCCGGAAAGACCCCGGAGGUCCUGCUGAACCCACUCACAAUCUCCCGUAAUGAGAACGAAAGGGUCCUCAUUGAGCCCAGUGUCAACUCCAUCCGUGUCAGCAUCAAGAUCAAGCAGGCGGAUGAGAUUGAGCAUAUCCUGGUGCACAAGUUCACGAGGUUCCUGACACAGAGGGCGGAGAACUUCUUUAUCCUGAGGAGGAAGCCUGUUAAGGGAUACGACAUCUCCUUCCUGAUUACAAACUUCCACACGGAAGCUAUGUUGAAGCACAAGCUUGUCGAUUUUAUCAUCCACUUUAUGGAGGAGGUCGAUAAGGAGAUCUCCGAGAUGAAGCUCUUUCUCAAUGCCAGAGCCCGUUUCGUCGCCGAAGCUUUCUUGACCCCUUUCGAUUAA
Morchella importuna is the source of this 510-nucleotide messenger RNA. RefSeq lists its product as uncharacterized. Gene Ontology annotation, biological process: actin filament polymerization; Arp2/3 complex-mediated actin nucleation. The coding region runs from base 1 to 510 and encodes 169 amino acids. The record is from RefSeq and is a predicted model, not a curated record. Gene Ontology annotation, molecular function: actin filament binding. The transcript is spliced from 4 exons. Lineage: Eukaryota; Fungi; Ascomycota; Pezizomycetes; Pezizales; Morchellaceae. Gene Ontology annotation, cellular component: Arp2/3 protein complex; actin cytoskeleton.